GAGCCGGCUUGCGAAUCUCUUCACCCUGAACCCUGCUGGUGAGAUCUUACAAUGCAGCUGGAGUCUCUCUUGCACAGUGGCUAUUUCCACCCCGUGCUUCGCUCGUGGCAGACGUCGGCCACUGCUUUUGAUGCCACCAAUCUCAUCUACCCCAUCUUUGUCACGGACAGCCCUGAUGCCGUGGAGCCCAUUCCCAGCCUGCCUGGCCAGGCCCGGUAUGGCGUCAACAAGCUGGAGGAGAUGCUGCGCCCCCUGGUGGCUGAUGGUCUGAAGUGCGUUCUGAUAUUUGGAGUCCCAACUAAAGCAGCCAAGGAUGAACGAGGCUCUGCUGCCGACUCAAAGGACACACCGGCAAUCCAGGCUGUGAAGACGAUCCGGACUGAAUUCCCGGAGCUGCUGAUCGCCUGUGAUGUCUGCCUGUGCCCGUACACGUCUCACGGACAUUGUGGCAUCCUUCGGGAGGAUGGCACCCUCCAGAAUGAGGCCAGCUGCCAGAGACUGGCAGAGGUGGCACUGGCCUAUGCCAAGGCAGGAUGCCACAUUGUGGCCCCCUCGGAUAUGAUGGACGGACGCAUCCGAGCAAUAAAGGAGGCCCUGAUCGCCAACGACAUGGGCAACAAGGUUUCGGUCAUGAGCUACAGUGCCAAGUUUGCUUCCUGCUUCUACGGCCCUUUUAGAGAUGCAGCCUUGUCCAAACCCGCCUUUGGAGACAGACGAUGCUACCAGCUUCCUCCAGGCGCCCGAGGAUUGGCUGUGCGAGCCGUGGACCGGGAUGUGCGAGAAGGAGCAGAUAUGCUUAUGGUAAAGCCAGGGAUGCCCUAUCUAGACCUUGUGCGGGAAGUCAAGGAUAAACAUCCCUCCCACCCACUGGCUGUUUACCACGUCUCAGGGGAGUUUGCCAUGUUGUGGCACGGAGCACAAGCUGGGGCCUUUAACCUGAAGACUGCAGUUCUGGAGGCCAUGGCAGGGUUCAGACGAGCAGGGGCUGAUAUCAUCAUUACAUACUACGUGCCUCAGCUCCUGCGGUGGCUUAAAGAAGACCAGGCAUGAACCAUGCGUCUCCCUGUUCCCUGCAAUGGGAGAGCAAGAAGGAGCUUGGAAGGGGGUUGGC
Euleptes europaea (tarantolino) is the source of this 1111-nucleotide messenger RNA. It is a transcript of the gene ALAD, whose product is annotated as aminolevulinate dehydratase. The record is from RefSeq and is a predicted model, not a curated record. NCBI's taxonomy places the organism in Eukaryota, Metazoa, Chordata, Lepidosauria, Squamata, Sphaerodactylidae. Gene Ontology annotation, cellular component: cytosol. The coding region runs from base 52 to 1050 and encodes 332 amino acids. The transcript has 12 exons. Gene Ontology annotation, molecular function: zinc ion binding; porphobilinogen synthase activity. Gene Ontology annotation, biological process: heme biosynthetic process.